AUGGUGCAAAUGAGAUCCAAAAACAUGGCAUACGAGUCGGGAACUAAUAACUAUAGUGAUACAAUAGCUAAUGGAAAUACCCUGCCGCCGCGAAGCAAGAAGGGACACAGUGGACGUAGAAAGAGGAGCGAAACUUUGCCCAUAGCGUGUAAUAAUUUUUGUGUUACAAGACAGAUUGAUGACGAUGAACAAGCGUUCAAAAUGCUAGAUAAAGUGAGUCAUCUGAAAAAAUUCAGUGCUGAAGACGGUGAUGAUAACAAUAUAUUCGUCCAAUGGGCCGAUGAUAUUACAGAUAUCUUAUUUGGACUAUGCUGUACAGGAACGUUUUUGAAACUUCUUAUAAGCUCUGCAUUAUCCGGCCGGGCUAAGACAUGGUUUGAUUCUACAACGGAGGGAAUCGAUGACCAUGUGAUAAAGGCUUACAGUUUUGAAAAAUUUCUUGCUCUACUAUCAGAAGAAUUUGAUGGAGCAAGAUCUUUAAGAAGGGAAAUUUUUACGGAACUAUUGACGUUGUCCAUUGAUUCUGAGAAGUCAUUAGAAGCAUUUGCCCAUAAAUCGGGACGUCUAACUCCAUAUUAUCUGUCUUCUGGUGCUGCGUUGGAUCUAUUCCUCACAAAAUUGGAGCCACAGUUGCAAAAGCAACUGGAAAAUUGUGCAUUCCCAAUGACUUUGAAUUUAGCACUAUUGAUAACUGCCUGUGAAUUUGCGAAGAGAGCAUCUAAUCAUAAAAAAUACCGGUAUAAAAAUACGAGGGAUUCCGACAUUUGUACUCCAAAGAGUAAGAAUACUGCUAUCGUUAGCAAAUUAUCGAAUACUAAAACUAUAAGUAAGAAUAAGGUUAUUGAAAAGAGUGAUAAGAAAAAUUACUUUGAUAAGAACAGUCAACACAUACCCGAUCCUAAACGUCGGAAACAAAAUGAACCUGGAAUGCGGCUCUUUCUUGUCAUGGAUGAGGAAAAGAAUAUUCUUACAUCUAGGAAUGUUUCUGCCAAUGCAUACACAUCAAAAAAUGGACACACCAAUUUAAGCGAUCUCCAUACGAAUCUUAAAAACAGUAAAUCUCAACAAUGUGCAGUGGAGCCAAUAUCGAUUUUGAAUAGCGGCAGUUUGGUUACAGGCACAAUUAAUAUUGACCUAAUUAAUGAUGAAGUUUUAGGCACGAAGGAGGAAACUACAACUUAUGAUGAACGUAUGGAUGGAAACUCACGUUCUUUGAAUGAGAGGUGCUGCGCCGUCAAGAAAAACUCACUACAACCUAUAACAUCAAAUAUAUUUCAAAAAAACGCUGAAAUUCAGGGCACAAAGAUCGGGAGCGUUCUAGAUAGUGGUAUAUCGAAUAGCUUCUCCUCAACAGAGUAUAUGUUUCCGCCCACAAGCUCUGCGACAGUUAGUAAUCCAGUAAAAAAAAAUGAAAUCAGCAAGAGUAGCCAGGUUAAAGAUAUUGCCCAGUUUAAUCCGUUCAUGACAAACGAAAAGGAGAAAAAGUUAAAUCCAUCAGAAAGCUUCAAAAGCCCUGGAGUGUCUAUGGAAAUAAAUAGGCUAAGCCGUAUCGCGGGCCUCAGAAAUAUUCCAGGAAACAUUUACGAAGACAGCAAAAUGCUUAAUUUGAAAACUCGAAAGUGCUACCCACUGCAUAACUUUGCUGUGCGCACGAGGAGUGCACAUUUUAAUGACCGUCCUUCUAAUUAUAUAUCACCGCAUGAAACCAUAAAUGCGACUCUCCGAUCACCUGCAAGCUUUGAUAGUAUUCAAUGUAUUACUAGGUCCAAGAGGGUAGACGCAGAGACCAAUAAAGCAACUGGUUCAGCAAAAAGCGAAAAUAUAGAAACUAAGAGCAGAAAGUUCCCUGAAGUAAUAAACCCUUUUCUUGUGAACACAACGAACAAGAAAGAAAGCGAUUAA
This is a messenger RNA of Saccharomyces cerevisiae S288C, 1902 nucleotides long. RefSeq lists its product as uncharacterized. The coding region runs from base 1 to 1902 and encodes 633 amino acids. NCBI's taxonomy places the organism in Eukaryota, Fungi, Ascomycota, Saccharomycetes, Saccharomycetales, Saccharomycetaceae. The record is from RefSeq and is marked reviewed. The transcript has a single exon. Gene Ontology annotation, cellular component: membrane.